Daucus carota subsp. sativus is the source of this 2061-nucleotide messenger RNA. RefSeq names its product crocetin glucosyltransferase 3. Bases 411 to 1892 code for a protein of 493 amino acids. The record is from RefSeq and is a predicted model, not a curated record. Lineage: Eukaryota; Viridiplantae; Streptophyta; Magnoliopsida; Apiales; Apiaceae. Gene Ontology annotation, molecular function: UDP-glucosyltransferase activity. The transcript has 2 exons.
GGAAAUAUAGGCCGAACAGGCCUCGUGCUUACCGGGACCAUCGCCCCCACCACCCAAUACAUCGAACACCACAAACAUGUACUCCACAUCCAUAUCAUUUGCCUCUACUUUCCUUGGCUCCCAGACAUGGUCCGAAGCUCAAACUUGAUGAUAUCCAAUGCGUGUAUGAGGACAUGAUAGUUACUCCAACUUCAUGCCAUUAUUCAAGUAGUUAUUGAAGUGUUUUCAGAAAGUUAUGAAAGAUUGGGUUGGCAACCAUCACUUGCAAGACAUUGACUGCCACUAUAUACACACAUAGGUGGAUCAAUCCCAUACAACUCUCUAGACUCUGGCUACUCAUCAAGACCAAUUGCCUUACUUUCUCUUACUCUAGCUUUAUAUAAUCACCAAUACUCAAAGCUUACUCACAAAUGGAGAGUAUGGGCAAUUCUCAAGAACAUAUAGUCAUGAUUCCAUUCUUGGCACAAGGCCAUAUAAUUCCAUUCAUGGAACUAGCCAAAAAAAUUCAAGAAACAACAGAUUUUACCAUAACUCUUGUGAACACACCUCUCAACAUACAAAAACUCAAAUCUGCACAAUCAAGCUCAUGCAAAAUCCAUUUUGCUUCACUUCCCUUUAACCCUCUUGACCAUAACUUACCACCAAACACAGAAACCACAGAAGCCCUUCCUCUGACCCAUGUAAUAGCCCUUUUUCAUGCCUCAACUUCACUCCAACUUCCGUUUCAAGAACUCAUAUCUGAGUUAACUUCGAAACACGGCAAGCCCCCACUCUGCAUUAUCUCUGAUGUGUUCAUGGGAUGGACUAAUCAGGUUGCAAAGUUGUUGCAUAUCACCAAUGUUAGCUUUAGUACUUGUGGAGCUUAUGGCUCUGCUGGUUAUAUUUCAGUAUGGCAAAACCUACCUCAUCGGUCCCUGGAAUCGGAUGAUCAGGAGUUUGUUAUGCCAGGGUUUCCUGACAGAUGUAAAAUCACGAGAGCCCAUCUUCAUAAAUAUGUGAGAAAUGCUGAUGGUAAUGAUGAUUGGUCCAAGUUUUUCCAGCCACAAAUAUCACUUUCUUUAGGCUCGUUUGGUUGGCUAUGUAACACAGUUGAGGAAAUUGAGCCAUUGGGUUUAAAAGUACUUGAGAACUACACUAAACUUCCUAUUUGGUGUAUUGGUCCUCUUCUUCCACCAAGAAUGCUUGAUAGCUCCUCCAGCAAUGAGAUUUUUGGCAAAAGAGCUGGUAAAGAACCCGGACUAUCACCCGAAACAUGUCUACAAUGGCUUGAUUCUUAUGCUGAGAAUUCAGUACUUUACAUAUCUUUUGGUUCACAGAAUACAAUUAGUCCUGCUCAAAUGAUGGAGUUGGCUACAGGAGUAGAAGAAAGUGGGAAACCAUUCAUAUGGACAAUAAGGCCUCCUAUUGGUUUCAAUCUUAAUGAAAAGUUCCGAGAUGAAUGGCUACCACACAAGUUUGAGGAACGAAUGUCGGCCUCCAAACGUGGACUGUUAGUCCAUAAAUGGGCACCCCAGUUGGAUAUACUGUGUCAUAAAUCUACAGGAGCAUUUCUUACUCACUGUGGAUGGAACUCGACAUUGGAGAGUUUGAGCCAAGGGGUGCCACUCAUCGGUUGGCCAUUGGCUGCAGAACAAGUUUAUAAUUCUAAGAUGAUAGAGGAAGAGAUGGGUGUGGGAGUAGAGCUGACAAGAGGAUUAGAAAGUUGCAUUAGGAAGAAUGAUGUGAAAAGAGUGAUCGAGACUGUAAUGGAAAACGAGGGCAUAAGGAAAAAAGCUAAUGAAAUUAGUAAAAUGAUCAAAAAAGGUGCAAGACCAAUUAAUGGUAAGAAAGGAUCUUCUUUAAGAGCAAUGGAUGAUUUUGUUUCGACCCUUCUUUCAAUUUCAAGAGUAUGAGCAAGGUUAUUUUGUUCAUUUUAGGAAUGUUUUUCAAUAGUUUUAACGUUUCUUAAGCACUGAAAGUUAAAAUGUUAUGGAUUGAGAUUACAUGACAGUGGUUCUUUAAUUUGCAACCUUUGUUCUUCUUGAAGUACAUUGCUAAUGCACCUAAGUGCUAGUUUUCUCA